AUGGCAUUCAAACGGAAAAUAUCUGGAGGCGGUUUUACUGAAAACAUUGCCAAUCAUGGCGCCGCCAAAAAGCCCUAUUUUGGCAGAAGAAAUCUGGACAGGUACCAGCAGGAGGGCCAAGACUUAGCCCGGAAGGGCAAAUACGACGAAGCUCUUCGAGCCUUUGGCGAUGCUUUGCUGCAGCAAAAUGUCCAUCCGCCAGAUAUCUUGGACAGCCGGUCUGCAGUGUACUGCAAAAUGGGACUAUAUGACAAGGCCCUGAGUGAUGCGAAACGCAUGAUCAAGUCCGACAACCAGGAUGAGCGGGGCUACUUGCGCGCCGCCAAAGCUCUUCUCCUUUCACGGAAGCCUGAAAAGGCUCUUGAGGUAUACGAAUAUGCUUUGAAAGCCCUUGAUAAAUAUCACACCCAGCGUGAGGUACUGGAAAAUAUCCACUCUAAGCUGUCUGCCAAGAUGGCAUCACAAUACAGAGAUCCAAUCGAGUCUCUGAAUAAUGACUGUCUACUUCAGAUAUUUGAGUACAUACCCUUCAGACAGAGAGUGCGAAUAACUCGGGUGUCCAAAACAUGGAAGACAUAUAUCAGAGGACAGCCAUCUUUCUGGUUAGAUAUAUCUUUCAAAGGGUCCCGUCCACCCGCCCCCGCCGAAUCCGUCAAGGCAUGCAUUCAGUAUUCUCUCAAAAGGCUCAAGAGAGCACAGAUCCACGACGUGAAGAAUCCCCUCAAUGCCGUUCAACUGGUUUAUCAAUGCCCCAAACUCGAAUACCUCGAUGUUGACUGCACGAUUGCGGAAGACCACCUCUACAAGCUAUUCCACUUGAAGCAUACUCUGAAGACUCUCAUAAUUUCAGACAAAAUACCUAUAUGCAACGAAAAUGCGGCCAACUUGCUCAAGCUGCCAAAUCUAGAACACUUUGAAGCGCAUCGCUAUGUGCUGGAAUCUAAACGACCAAUGAGUCAUACCUUGCCUCUAACGAAUAUGAAAUGUCUUAGCUUGAACAUUAUACCCAAACCAGGCCAGACCAUUUUUCGCCCCUUUUGGAUCGGAAGACCUUCGUUAAGCUCUGCCACUGAACCCGAUAAAAUCAAUUCUGAACAAGUGCCAAAACUGGAAAAAAUCAAUCUUGCUGCGGGGAAGGUAAAAACGGCCAGAGAUUUCUCCCUCCUUUUCUGUUUGGACUACAUCUGUCAUCCUAACUUUAAAACUAUCAAUCUUUCAUAUCUGAAGUUUGUGGGCACUUUUGGAUUCCACGAAAAGCUCGAAAACUUAUCCCUCGUCUAUUGUUCCAUUCAUUUUAUGACUUGGAUCGACAAUGGACUCCCAUUAAUGCUCCCAAACCUCAAAAGCUUAGUCCUUCACCAGCUUGACUGGAUCGACGCCACCCACAUCCACCGCAUUCUCGAACACAACGCUGGUGUGCUAGAGAACCUCCAGGUUGUCCUCUGUGACAAGUUUACUGCAGCCGGUCUCGAGCAGCUUGUCACUUCUGCCCCCGAUGCGUUUCAAAAUCUGAAAUCGCUGCACAUUUAUGGAAUGGGGCUUUACAAUCUCGGCGAUACCACUUUGUCCCACUUGCUCGAGAAAGCGCCUCUGCUUAAGGAACUUCAUGUGCCGCACACGCAAGUGACUGGUUCUCUGAUCAAAAGAAUCAUCCAGUUGCGAGACCAGCCCUCGGGGGGGAAUACUACCGAAACAUCUUCGUCGGGAAUCAGCGUGCUCAACCUCAAGGGGUGUGUGGACGUGUCAUACGAGGCGUUGGAAUGGGGUCGGCUUAACGGAUUGAAGAUAUUGAGACUGUGA
Messenger RNA from Talaromyces rugulosus, 1800 nucleotides. RefSeq lists its product as uncharacterized. Gene Ontology annotation, molecular function: Hsp90 protein binding. The transcript has 5 exons. The coding region runs from base 1 to 1800 and encodes 599 amino acids. NCBI's taxonomy places the organism in Eukaryota, Fungi, Ascomycota, Eurotiomycetes, Eurotiales, Trichocomaceae. The record is from RefSeq and is a predicted model, not a curated record.